Messenger RNA from Sarcophilus harrisii (Tasmanian devil), 3904 nucleotides. RefSeq names its product G protein-coupled receptor 157 (gene GPR157). Gene Ontology annotation, cellular component: plasma membrane. Gene Ontology annotation, biological process: cell surface receptor signaling pathway; adenylate cyclase-activating G protein-coupled receptor signaling pathway. Bases 581 to 1576 code for a protein of 331 amino acids. The transcript is spliced from 4 exons. Lineage: Eukaryota; Metazoa; Chordata; Mammalia; Dasyuromorphia; Dasyuridae. The record is from RefSeq and is a predicted model, not a curated record. Gene Ontology annotation, molecular function: G protein-coupled receptor activity.
GGGCAAAGCCCCGGCCGCUGCUACGGCUCACAUGACGCCGCUGCCCCGCGGCGAGAGGGGGCGGACUGGCGGGUCCGGGUGCAAGGCUCUGGGACGGGAGCAGCUAGAGCAGCCGUCCCUCGGGACCCCCCAAGCAGCACCCCGCACCCCUCGGCUCCGGCAGCACGGCAACACCGCCGCCACAGCAAGUGGGAACUUUCUCCGGCUGAAGUUGCUGGGUCCCUUUCCCGCUGCUUCCGUCCUGCCUCCCCCAGAUUUCUCCGUCUCCGGGCUCCCAGCUUCUGUCCUCCUCGUCGGGCCUCUUUGUUCAGCAUCCCUUCUCCCUUGCGUCUCCCCCUCUUCUCCAGCCCUUUCCACUUUUCCCUCCCUCCCCAAGACGUCCUAGCUCUUCCCCUGCAGCCGCUUCACUUCCCAUUCUUACUUCUUUCCCUUCUUCGGCCGGCCCUGCGACAGCAUCUUUCCCGGGCCCCCAUCUCUCCUCCCUCUGCGACUUCCACGAUCUCCUCUCCUUCCCUUGCCUGGCUGUCGGCUCCUGGAAGUCCCUUGGCCCAGGUUCCCUUCGCGCCUCCUCUCCUUGGCCAUGCUGCAGCCCCCGAAGCCUGCGCCCUCAACCCAGGUCUACCCUUCGGAGAAGAUCGUGGUCCUGCUGUCCUGCGUCCUGUCCUUCCUGGGCUCCAGCCUCCUCAUAGGCACCCAUGCCUUGUGGCCGGACCUGAGGAGCCGAGCCCGGCAGCUGCUCCUUUUCUUGUCCCUGGCCGACCUGUUGUCCGCCGCCUCCUACUUCUACGGGGUCCUCCAGAACUUCCAGGACACCACCUGGGACUGCGUGGUGCAGGGAGCCCUCUCCACCUUCGCCAACACCAGCUCCUUCUUCUGGACGGUUGCCAUCGCGAUUUAUUUGUACCUCACCAUCGUCCGCAGCGGCCAGGGCCCCUGGGCUGGGACGCGGCUCCUUUACUGCUUCCACAUCAUCAGCUGGGGCGUCCCACUGGCGAUCACUGCGGCUGCUGUUGCUCUGAAGAAGAUCGGCUAUGACGCCUCCGACGUGUCCGUGGGCUGGUGCUGGAUCAACAUUGAGGUCGAAGACCGGUUGCUGUGGAUGCUGCUGGCGGGAAAAGUCUGGGAGCUGCUGGCGUACCUGGUGCUCCCCAUCCUCUACAUCCUCAUCAGGAAGCACAUCAGCCGGGCGCAUGCUGCACUCUCCGAGUACCGACCCCUAUUGGCCGAGACCCAUGCUUGUCAGCACCGGACCUCGGUAGCCGAUAAGAAGCUCAUUCUCAUCCCCCUCAUCUUCAUCUGCUUGCGGGUCUGGAGUACAGUUCGUUUCAUCCUGACUCUCUGUAAUUCCCCUGCUGUGCAAACCCCUGUGCUGGUGGUCUUACACGGAAUCGGGAACACAUUCCAAGGAGGUGCCAACUGCAUCAUGUUUGUUCUCUGUACCCAAGCCAUCCGAGUCCGGCUCUUCUCUGUCUGCUGCUGCUGCUGCCGACGCCUGACGCCUUCUCUGGAGGAUCCUGAUGGCAAUUACAGGGACCCCUUGCCCUCAAGGACAGGAGAGUCCCAGCAUUCUAAAUAGGCCCCAGCUGACCCACCAAGCACCUGAGUUUCUGGCCCCAGGCCUCUUCAUGGCUAAAUCUUUGGGUGGUUUCUGGUUUCCAGGCACACCCCUUCCCCCUUGAGCGGUGAAUCCCCGCUGGGGGAGGUGACUUUGGGCAGAGGAUUGGGUUGCACAUUGAGUGUGUUUUUGCUGCUCAUAGGUCAUCAGUCUGUGUUCCCGGGCGUGGGGGUGGAGGCUGUAUGCUCCAGUUCCACUGUGUCCUGGAACUCUUGGGCAAUGCUUUCCCAUGUGACCUGCCCCAUGGGAGGUUAGAGAGUUUCUGCCUGCCGAAUACAGACUGGAGCACACACAGAGCUCAGUAGGUGGAGAAGAGGAAGCCAUAUCUCAGGGUCUCACCAGUCUGAUAUUCUGUAUUAUUGCUCUCGGAGGGUCGUACAGAUCAAGGUUUAUUCAUCUUUCUGAAGCUGUGUGCUUUCCUCCGUCAGAGAGCAUGGUGGGGGAGAAGUUGGUGGUAGAUGGAGCCGCCCCCCCUCCCCACAACCAGAUGAUUUCGACCUUCCACUCCACGCCAGGAAACUUGAAAGAAACCUAAUUUUCUCAGUCUCAGUUUACACAAAGUGUUCACCAUUCUAGGAAUUAGCAGGAAGAUUUCUAGGAAGUUUCUGGGUGACUAAUUGCAGCAAAACCCCAGCUGAGAGUGUCUGAUAAGGAACAUUCCAACUGAUAACAGGAGUUGUUUGCUACCAUAACCUGUACUGCUAAUCCCCUUGGGGGGGGGGCAGGGGGGAGGGAUCUUUGCUAGGUCUCUAAGAGACCCCUGAAUCUCCUGAUGCACUUAGCACCCUCUAUGGGAUACUUCUGGCACAGGCACUUGCUUCACACCCCUGUUUGCUGAUCAGAGCUAGACAAAGAAGAGGUGUUUGACUUUUUCCGUGUCAGGAACUCCUGUGGCAGCUUGGGAAAGCUUCUGGACCUCUUUUCCAGCAAAUGUUUUAUAAGUAAUUGCAGGUAAUGCUAAAGUUCAAUAAGAGGUUAAGUGCAAAUAAAGAUGUGUUGUUUUUUUCCUUCUCCAAAUUCACAGACGUCUCCCCAAUACGCUGCCAAAAUUUAUCCACGGACUGGACUUUGGUUUAAGGAGCCCUUUUCUAGAGGCCCCCAUCAUCCCUUUUUAUGAGAAUGGUAUUACAAGAACAUACUUGAAGAGUAAAGUUACUUUUUUGUGGGCAAUGGAAAUCUAGUUCAUUAAGCCUUCUCAUGUAUGUGUUGUGUUUUAUUUUGUUUUGUUUUGUUUGCUAACUCACACUGAUUUUUUUUUUUUUUUUUUGGUGGAAAAAGACAUCCAGAAGGCAGAUGAAUGAAUGACCUGCUAAUUCUUUGAGUCCUCUCCUCCCAUCCCCUAAUAAAUACUGCAGGAUUGGGGGGGGGGGGGCAGGCAAGCUGAAGGUUGAAUAUAGACUUGCUGGCUUGGCGCAUUUGGGGAGGAAGUGAUGACAUGGGCCCCACGGCCAGCCCCUGAAGUUUCAGGGGACAAAAAGACUUGGAAUAAGCUUCUCUGGAUGUAACCACUUAGCCUAACUUCCUCUUCUUUUUUUUUUUUUAAAAUUCCGGAAAGUAAUUACUUCCCCCCUUCCUCUCCACCAACUGCUAUGGCCUCUUUCUCACUCUCUCUCUCCCAGUUAUCUUAACGGAAACUCAGUUUUCUGACAUCCUGGCCACCAAGCAGCCAGCUUGGGCCUAAGUCUGUAUUACCUUCCCAGAGAAAUGGGAUCAACUCCAGCAAAUACCAGGUUGGGCUACGGACUGUUCUGUGGGACAUGGCUAAUAAUAGCUUGUCAAAGUUCGUAAAGCACUCUGUGUUCAUGGUCUCAUUUGCUCCUGUGAUAUAAUUGCUAUUAUUACCCCUUGUUUUUCAGAUGGGAUAGCCGAGGCUUAGAGAGAAGUGACUUGCAUAGGGUCAUAAAGAGUUGACGUGGGAUUUCUGGCUCAAAGACCACUUGGAUAUUCUAGCUGGAUUGGAGAAAAGGGGUUGUGGGACUGGCAACUUCCCACAGGGAAUCAGGCCGGAGAAGUGAGCCUGAAGACUUAUCUUCUGUGGUUUCUCACUCAGGUGACUGGGCACUACAGAAAGGAAGCUGAAACAUUACUGCUCCCCUUCCUGACACUCAGAAUUAAAACCAUAGCCUCACUUAAUUUUGAUUCCUGUUUUACUGAUAAUGACCUUUUUCAGAGAGAGGAGGAGACCUGUGAGUUGAGAUAAAUAAUAAUAUUUUUGGUUGCUUUUUAAAACAGUUCCCUUUAUGAAAGUGAGCAGGAAUUAUCUUUGGCAGAGGAGGAAAAAAAAAAAAA